CUUAGUUAACACAUUGCCGCGACUGGACGAGUUACAAGUGAUCUCCGAUCUUCGGUCUUAAUAAUCGAGACGAAACGGUCGUUAUAACCUGUCGAUCAAUUAUAAUCCGCUAAAUAGUAGGAAAAAAAUAUCGACAAGAGCAAUGGAAGGAAUGAGAUUAUUCAUCUUUGUUCUGUGCGUGAACUUUAUCACUGGACAGCAAAGGCAAUGCGGAAGUCAGCAGAAGUGUGUGCAGUUUACGAAAUGUGACGAAUUUAAACAGUAUGUUGGGAUAAACAGUAACCGAUGGCCUCAAUCGAUAAAACUAGAGGUCAAGAACCGUCUCUGCGAUAUCCAAGAGCAAGGGAACAGUAGAAUUUACAGCGUCUGCUGCACAGAAUCUCGUCCACAGCCAGGCCUAGCGAUGCUGGAUACGAAGAACUGCGGAAGAGCAAGUUUGCAAAAGGUGGCUUUCGGCAAGAAAGCCCCACUGUACCGGUAUCCCUGGAUGGCGUUAUUACAAACAUACGAUGGUACCUUUAGUUGUGGAGGAACACUUAUUGCUGAACGUUAUGUUCUCACGGCAGCCCACUGUGAUAGACCUCCAAUAGUAUCUGUACGCCUUGGGGAACACGACCUUUCCAAGGUAGAAGAUUGUAUUGUUGAUGUUGAUGACAGAGACUGUGCGCCGGAACCCCAAGACAUUGCAGUUGCCAAGUUUAUCAAACACAAUCUGUACAGUGCAUCUAAGCGCAAAAAUGACAUUGCUUUAAUAAGACUAGCUUCUUCUGCUGUGAUGAAUGACAAUGUGAAGACAAUUUGCCUUCCAAUCGGGAACUUUCAGCGGAAUCCUGAACCUACGAACAUGAUCAUCACUGGAUGGGGCUAUACUGAGAAAGGGGAAACCUCCAAUGUAUUGCAGUUCGUCAGUCUGCCAAUAGUUUCCAAUAGUCAAUGUGGGCGUACACUUGUGCGACUGAGUGAUGCCAUCUCACUGGAUGAUAGUCAGGUCUGCGCGGGUGGUAAAAACAGAAUGGAUAAUUGCGCCGGAGACUCAGGUGGACCACUACAGUAUUAUACGCAAGCAGAGGCACGAGCGGUUCAACAUGGAAUUGUGUCCUUUGGACUCAACUCCUGUGGGGUUGAUAGUGUGCCGGGAGUGUACACUAAAGUUUCACAUUUUAUUGACUGGAUCUUACAAAACUUAACAUAGGUUGGAUCGUAGUUAACUUAACUUAACUUAAAUAGAGUAUUAAUAAUAGUUAAAUAAAUUGAUGCAUUAUUUAUUCUAUACUUAA
This is a messenger RNA of Toxorhynchites rutilus septentrionalis, 1277 nucleotides long. RefSeq names its product phenoloxidase-activating factor 3-like. Gene Ontology annotation, biological process: proteolysis. Bases 143 to 1192 code for a protein of 349 amino acids. NCBI's taxonomy places the organism in Eukaryota, Metazoa, Arthropoda, Insecta, Diptera, Culicidae. The transcript is spliced from 5 exons. Gene Ontology annotation, molecular function: serine-type endopeptidase activity. The record is from RefSeq and is a predicted model, not a curated record.